AUGCUAGGAAGCGAGCUCAGAGUGCACCCUGUCUAUUCAAAUGUGGAACCAGGAAAAUCUCAAGAAGUCACUGUUCGCCGAGAAGCUGCCGCGGUAAAAUCAGAUAAGAUAGUGAUUGUGACCGCUCCGAACAAAGACAAUGAAGAUCCGGAGAAACUGUUCGACAAAGCAGACCUUAAGCUCUCUACUUCAGUCAUUAGACAAACAGGAAAGGGUGCUGCGAAGCCAGAGGAGAAAAAGAGUCAGCAGAAACCGCCCGACGAAAAGAAGCCGGAUGAGAAAAAGAGCGAGCAGAAACCGCCUGACGAUAAGAAGCCCGAGGAAAAGAAGCCUGAUGAAAAGAAACCGGAUGAAAAGAAGGCAGAUGAGAAGAAAAGCGAGCAGAAACCUGCCGAAGAAAAGAAGCCGGAGGAAAAGAAAUGA
Molecule: messenger RNA, 423 nt
Organism: Cooperia oncophora
Lineage: Eukaryota; Metazoa; Nematoda; Chromadorea; Rhabditida; Trichostrongylidae
Source: the annotation of a GenBank genome assembly